Messenger RNA from Cyclopterus lumpus (lumpfish), 1873 nucleotides. RefSeq names its product lipoic acid synthetase (gene lias). The transcript is spliced from 11 exons. The record is from RefSeq and is a predicted model, not a curated record. Gene Ontology annotation, molecular function: lipoate synthase activity; 4 iron, 4 sulfur cluster binding. Lineage: Eukaryota; Metazoa; Chordata; Actinopteri; Perciformes; Cyclopteridae. Gene Ontology annotation, cellular component: mitochondrion. Gene Ontology annotation, biological process: lipoate biosynthetic process. The coding region runs from base 72 to 1241 and encodes 389 amino acids.
ACGCAGCACCAGACCAAAGCAGCCGCUCGUCGAGGUUUGUUGCCAAUGACAGUCGCCUGCUAGCUAAAGUCAUGGCGCUGCUCAAGCAGAGCUGCUGUGUUGCUGGCCGUUUUUCCGCAAACCAGCUUCGACUGAGUCCCAGAUGCGUCCCACAUGUUUACACCAGGAGUCUGACAACUGUGGCGAAACCCUCCCCUGACCGGACUGGCAGAAAGAAGGAGCUGCUGAGUGACGACGGGCCCGAUCUACAAGACUUCAUUUCAGGGGAAUUAUCGGAGAAGAGCAAGUGGGAAGAGUACAAAGGCAGCCUGAAGAGAGAGAAGGGAGAGAGGCUGCGCCUUCCUCCAUGGCUGAAGACGGAGAUCCCCAUCGGGAAAAACUACAACCGGCUGAAGAACACGCUGAGAGACCUCAACCUGCACACUGUGUGUGAGGAGGCCAGGUGUCCUAACAUUGGGGAAUGCUGGGGAGGAGGAGAAUACGCCACAGCCACCGCCACCAUCAUGCUGAUGGGGGACACGUGUACCCGCGGGUGCAGGUUCUGCUCCAUAAAGACGGCUCGUCGGCCUCCACCUCUGGACCCAAACGAGCCCUACAAUACGGCCAAGGCCAUCGCUGCCUGGGGGCUGGACUACGUGGUUCUCACCUCAGUCGACAGAGAUGAUAUCGCUGAUGGAGGUGCAGAUCACUUUGCUACGACCGUCAUCAACCUGAAGGAGAGGGACUCUCGGAUCCUUGUCGAGUGUCUGACCCCGGAUUUUCGUGGUGACUUGGCUGCAGUGGAGAAGAUCGCCCUGUCUGGGUUGGAUGUGUAUGCCCACAACGUGGAGACGGUGCGAGAGCUGCAAAGGUUUGUUCGUGACCCCAGAGCGAACUUUGACCAGUCCCUGAGUGUCCUGAGGCACGCUAAAAAGGUGGAGCCCACCCUGCUCACCAAGACCUCCAUCAUGCUGGGGCUGGGCGAGACGGACCAACAGAUACUCGACACCUUGACCGAGUUGCGAGAGGCAGGAGUGGACUGUCUAACGCUGGGCCAGUACAUGCAGCCCACGAAGCGCCACCUAAAGGUGGAGGAAUACGUCACUCCGGAGAGGUUCGCCCACUGGGAGAAAGUUGGGAAUGACAUGGGUUUCGGCUACACAGCCAGCGGGCCACUGGUGCGGUCCUCCUACAAAGCAGGCGAGUUCUUCCUGAAGAACCUGCUGAAGAAGAGAAAGGGAGACGUCACGGUCGCCAAAUGAAAAGCACAGAACCGGUAUCUUCUAGAGGCCGCCUCCCUUUAGUCCCUAACCCGACAACUAUACGCAGUUAGUGACAGCUUUACUCCUGCCAUACCAUAAUGCGUCACGGUCAACCUUAUUAAACGAGUAGUAACAAAAAGAGAACAAAAGAAUGCCGGUGACGUGAAUUUAUGUAAUACAGGGACCAGUCUGUCCCGUUUCAACGCCACUCCUCCUCCAGUUCACCGGUCGCAGCUCGGAGGAAUAAACGCUUCAGGGAGAGGAGAUCAAAGAGGCUUGUAGAUAAACUGGGUGCAGGCUCCUAAAUCACAGCUCCCUCCCCUCAGGGCCGUGGACUUCAGGCAGAGAGCUACUGAGCUUUGACCGCGAGCUCCGUUCAUGAACUCUUUGGCGUGCUGCUGGUUCAGAAUUGAUUUAUUGAAGCUCUGAGGUGAAAAAGUACAGUUUGAGCCUCAAAUUGGCCUUUUUCAUAUCCAGAAGAACGAGGAGCCAAUUUGGGCUCAAGCUACUUUUUUCAAAACAAAAAAACUAUUUCAACUUUACACUUGGACAAGAAAGAUGUGCGUUGUGUAACGAACAAAUCUUUAAAAUGUACAUUUGUAUUUAAAGAAUAAACUUAUCAGUGAACAUUU